Messenger RNA from Aspergillus bombycis, 240 nucleotides. RefSeq names its product EF-hand domain-containing protein. The transcript is spliced from 5 exons. Bases 1 to 240 code for a protein of 79 amino acids. The record is from RefSeq and is a predicted model, not a curated record. Lineage: Eukaryota; Fungi; Ascomycota; Eurotiomycetes; Eurotiales; Aspergillaceae. Gene Ontology annotation, molecular function: calcium ion binding.
AUGGGUCGUUACACACGUGAAGAGAUUGAUUUCUGGAAGGAUAGAUUUACGGCGAUUAACGGCAACGGUGAUCGUUAUAUCGAACCCUACGAGCUCAUUGCGCAUGCGAAGAAAGAAGGGUUGGACAUUACCGACGAGCAGGCUAAGGCGUGGGUCGACGAACUGGAUGAAAAUCACGACGGAAAAGUCUCGUUUAGCGAAUUCCUUAAAGGGUUUGGAGAACUAAAGGAGAACGAGUGA